Molecule: messenger RNA, 1442 nt
Organism: Zingiber officinale
Lineage: Eukaryota; Viridiplantae; Streptophyta; Magnoliopsida; Zingiberales; Zingiberaceae
Product: transcription factor CSA-like
Exons: 3
Coding region: 283-1236 (317 amino acids)
Biological process (GO): regulation of DNA-templated transcription
Cellular component (GO): nucleus
Molecular function (GO): DNA-binding transcription factor activity, RNA polymerase II-specific; RNA polymerase II cis-regulatory region sequence-specific DNA binding
Source: RefSeq, a predicted model, not a curated record
GGUAUCAUCUAUAAAAGUGUGUGUAGGGAAGAGGAGAGACUCCAACUCCAAUACCCACACGAGUGGUUCUCCAUUGAACCCUGUGCUUGCCAUAACCAUUUGUCUCCACCUAGACAGAGAAAGAGGGAGGGAGAAGAUUUCUUCUUGACCUCCUUUUUUUUUUCUCUCUCUUACAUUCACAUUUACAAAGUUUUAAAGCUCCUUGAUCUUGUUUGCUUCUCGAUAGCAUCCUUGCAGCCCUCAGCUGGUCAUUUUGGGGCUCAUUGUGGAACAGGUCUUAGAAUGGCUGCAAGAGAUGACAUGGGGCUCUUCUCUGGAGGGAGAGAAGGCUGGGAGAGAACAAGGGGCCAUGAGGGCACUGAGGAUGAAGAAGAAGUUGGUGAUGGUAGUGAUAGCCAUCAAAGUGAGCAGAAGAAUCGGCAGCCGAAGCUAUGUGUUAGGGGGCACUGGAGGCCAGCUGAGGAUGCUAAGCUCAGAGAGCUUGUCUCCAAGCAUGGUCCCCAGAACUGGAACUUGAUUGCUGAGAAACUAGAAGGAAGAUCAGGGAAGAGUUGCAGGCUGAGAUGGUUCAACCAGCUCGAUCCAAGGAUCAACAGGAAGACAUUCAGCGAGGAGGAAGAGGAGAGGCUUUUGGCUGCCCACAGGAUGUAUGGCAACAAAUGGGCAUUGAUUGCCAGGCUCUUCCCGGGGAGGACAGACAAUGCUGUCAAGAACCAUUGGCAUGUCAUCAUGGCCAGGAAGCAGAGGGAGCAGAGCAAUGCUUAUAGGAGAAGAAAGCCAUUUCUGGCUUCUUCUUCUCCCUCUCCCCUCCUCUCUCACGCCCUUCUCCCCAGUAGCAAAGGUGUCAGGACCAGGAACAACACCAACGCAUGCAGUGCCGACUCUGCCAUCACCAGCACCAGAGAUGAGUCAGCCUCCACUAGCACAGACCUCUCUCUCAGUUCCUUCACCAGCAGCACUGUCCCUAUCUAUUCCAUGACCAGCGGGUUCGAUGAAAAGGCCUCCACUGCAAGGAAGAGGUUCUUCAACAAGUUUGGUGAAUCUGAUGAUAGUUUUCUCCCCAGCGGCCCUCCAAUGGUGUUGGUCCUUGGUUUUGACCAGCCAUCUCCUGAGGCUUCAGCCAAUCAACCAGUGGCCCACCAAGUCAGCAAUGCUUUGCCUCAUGGUGAACCACAACAUGGGAGGAAGAGAAUAAUGAUGCCCUUCAUUGAUUUCCUAGGUGUUGGAGCAACAUAGAAGGUAGGGUAGGAGUAUUAAAUGCACAAGUAAAACCCUAGAGGGCGGUGGUAGAAGAAGAAGAAGAGGUUUACAGGGAUAAGGUUGGAGCAAACCAGUUGACAAAGAUUACAACUAAGAGCCUGAUUAUGAUACUAAAGGUUUUAGUGGAACUGUAUCUCUUCUUCCUUGUUGAAACUUAGAUGGAGAAUGGAUAUUUUCAUCUA